AAAAAAAAUUAUGGUAAGAAAUACCAGUUUGCCAUAUCAAGCAGUAAAAUGAUCCAUUAUGUACAGCUAAAAAUGGUUGGAAGCGGCUGACACCGGAAGCAAAACACAUUAAAAUUACAAAUGGCCACACUUGCUCUUGGGGAAAAUGGGAACACCUGACAGUUAAUCAUUCAAGCAGUUCGAACGAGUGAUUCAUUAUGAGUCUGAUUUAACAAAGCUCUUCCCACUGAAUCUUUUUUUCUCUCUCUCAAAAAUGAUUUGUUUAAACAAAUCAAUUUAGAAUGAGACUUGAGAACGCUGGCUCUCUAGGACCUGCUAGUGUUUGAUUUUAGUUUGCACUUGGGAGGAGAGAGGAGGAGAGAAGAGGAAACGAGCUGUUCAGCUGAAAUUAAUAGUUUGUUAAAGACUUCUUUCAGAGGCCUACUCUAAAGAAACAUGAUCCGUAUAGUGUAAGCUGGUAAAUAAAGCACAGAGACGGUAAAACAGCAGAGCUAACUUGGAGAGGAUACCACAAGGGAAAAAAAAACAAGGUUCCUCAAUCAGAGAUUCUAAUUCACAAUGAAGCCAGUGUUUUUCAGCAUGACCAUCCUGCUCAUUUCCUACUAUUUGAGUGACGAACACAUAUACACCUAUUUCGGUCUGGUCAUCUGCUUCAUGCUUUGGGCUAAAACGGUAUUCCAUGCAGAAAAUGGCCUGUCGGAUGUAUUUGGCCGGGCGGUGUUGAUUACAGGCUGUGACAGUGGAUUUGGACAUCACCUUGCAAAGAAACUGGACUGCAUGGGCUUCACAGUGUUUGCCGGAUGUUUAUGUCCUGAGGGUCCUGGGGCUCAGAGUCUGGUUGAAAAAGGUUCUGACCGUAUGAAGGUGCUCCAGCUGGAUGUAACCAAAGAUGAUGAUGUCAGCUUGGCCAAGGAUUUUGUGCAAGCAAAUUUGCCAGAGAAGGGCCUCUAUGCGGUGGUAAAUAAUGCUGGAAUCUGUGACUGGGGAGAGACUGAGUGGAGCACUGCCAUGGACUUCCAGAAGAUGGCUGACGUUAACCUGUUUGGUGCCAUCAGAGUCACCAUCCCAUUCUUGUCACUUGUCAGAGCAUCCAAAGGUCGUAUGUUAUAUGUGUCAAGUAUCUUUUCUUUCUUCAACUGUCUGAACAUGGGAGCUUACAGUGUUUCCAAACGGGGACUGGAAGCAUUCGCAGACUCCUUGAGAGUAGAGAUGGCCAGUUUUGGAGUUAAGGUCAGUAUUAUUCAACCUGGAAAUUUUGGCAUGGCCACAAACAUUCUGCCCAAGAAAUCACCGCAAGAUAUAUGGGAUGAAUUUGACGAUGCACGUAAACUAACAUUCAACCAGAAAUACAUUGAGAUGGCAUGUGCAUAUUUUAAUGUAUUGUGUACUUCAGGAUUUAAGGAUUGUUCUAUGGUUAUCAAUGCCAUGUUACAUGCUCUCACUGCUCCCAAACCUCAAACCCGAUACCAGCUUGUUUCCUGGAGAGAUAUGUUUUUUUUCUACAUAUGUCCUUUUCUCCCUACUUGUAUCACAGAUUCUGUGUUUUCUGUAAGUUCCAUGUAUCAGAAGCGUAAAGUAAUGCUUUACUCAUAAUUAGUUUAUUCAUAUAAGAAUAAGAGAGCUUUCUUUAUUACUCAAGCCCGAAGUGUUGCUGUAAGAUUGCUGUAACUCUAACAUGAGACAUUAACAUUUUUUCCUGGACAGUUGUUCACAAAUAUACUGAAAUGUACUGAAA
Carassius auratus (goldfish) is the source of this 1735-nucleotide messenger RNA. Its product is annotated as D-beta-hydroxybutyrate dehydrogenase, mitochondrial. Gene Ontology annotation, biological process: steroid metabolic process. Gene Ontology annotation, cellular component: intracellular membrane-bounded organelle. NCBI's taxonomy places the organism in Eukaryota, Metazoa, Chordata, Actinopteri, Cypriniformes, Cyprinidae. Gene Ontology annotation, molecular function: oxidoreductase activity. The record is from RefSeq and is a predicted model, not a curated record. Bases 559 to 1593 code for a protein of 344 amino acids. The transcript is spliced from 6 exons.